AUGCGCGGCACGCUCUGGACGCUGCACCUCAACGGGGCGCGGAACGGGAUGUUCGCCGGGGCGCGCGACGUCGAGGACCUGCAGUUCCCCAUGCUCCAGUGGCUCCGGCUCGUGUUCGCGGCGAACCGGGAGCACUACAGCUUCGCGCGCGAGCUCCCGAACGCGAUCGCGCUCUUCCCGAACCUGUUCACCUUCGCGAUGCACGGCUCGGACGACUACCAGCGGGUCGACACCCACUACGAAUCCGACGAGGACGAGGACGACGAGGCGCGCGACGACACUGUCCCGGACGACUUCGUCGACGCCAACGGCGCGCGGCAGGGCGAGCACGGGUCGUGGAGGGGUCUGAAGCUGCUGGACGCGCCGCUCUGGUCUGUGUACAGGCUCGCGCUCCGCUGCCGCGUGGACACGCUGUGGACGGGCGCGGUGUCGUUCGACGGCGCGCUCGGCCCGCGCGUGCUCGCGCUCCGCGUUCAGGGUUUGGACGUCUUGGGCCUCGUCGGGGAGGACAUUGAGGACGCAGUGCCGCAGCGCGCGGUGAUCUCGUGGCUGAACUCGCUCGAGAUGAUCACAGACCGGCUCUCGGUGCUGAAGGAGCCCAGUUUGUGGCUCAACGUGACGUGCAAAUCACUGCCCGAGCGGAAUCAGACGCGCGUGGACCUCCUCCCAGGCAAGGUGAAGGUUCCGCCAAACUCUUAUGUGGACGCGGUGGUGACGCGGUUGUACGGAUUCUGGGUCGCGCGGUGGGCGCGACGAUGUCUGUGCAAGUGUCCGUCCGGUGGACUGAAUAACACGACAACUACGCGGUACGGAUGGAUCACAUGUUCGACGGAAAGAAGGAUCGAGGCGUGA
Molecule: messenger RNA, 852 nt
Organism: Epithele typhae
Lineage: Eukaryota; Fungi; Basidiomycota; Agaricomycetes; Polyporales; Epitheliaceae
Exons: 3
Coding region: 1-852 (283 amino acids)
Source: RefSeq, a predicted model, not a curated record